AUGGGAGUGUGGAGGAUGGAUGGAGUGAUUUGUGGGAGUGUGAAUCCCAGGAUGUGUUUCCUUCAAUGUGGUUGGGAAAAUGAUGGGAGUCUGGAGGAUGGAUGGAGUGAUUUGUGGAAGUAUGAAUUCGAGGAUGGAGAAGGAAGUGAGAAAUCUGAAUUGAGUAUGGUUAGAGAAUCUCCAGGAGCAUCGCUACUCCUUUAUCCCUAG
Messenger RNA from Prunus armeniaca (apricot), 210 nucleotides. The record is from the annotation of a GenBank genome assembly. NCBI's taxonomy places the organism in Eukaryota, Viridiplantae, Streptophyta, Magnoliopsida, Rosales, Rosaceae.